CACUAAACUACGGCCCAAAUUUGCCGACGAGUCAGUCGCCCCUCUCCUCCGUUUAUGCUUUAUAUCCCCCGCACCCCUAAUUUUGCUUCCUGAUCGAGUCACCUGAGGACUAUUCUUUCAUUAUUCUCUCUAUUUCCGGCACCAAUACCAUCGUUAACCUAUCUAUGGCGUUGAACAACGGAUUGAGAUCAUGCGCUUCAAAGCUGCUUGUCUCUGCCGAGUCGUCUCUCGCUAAGUCUGUACAAAGAGCGGGUAUCCAUUCGACUGGAGCAAAGAGAAUGGGAGGACAUGCACAUGGUCAUGAUGAGCCAGCGUACUUGCAUUCAAAGCACAUGUACAACUUGGACCGCAUGAAGAACCAGAAGCUGACCAUGACUCUUGGUGUUUUCACUGCUUUCAGCAUUGGUGUUGGAGUACCAAUUUUUGCUGUUGUCUUCCAGCAAAACAAGGCUAAAUCUGAUUUUGACAUGUGA
This is a messenger RNA of Lactuca virosa, 473 nucleotides long. The record is from the annotation of a GenBank genome assembly. Lineage: Eukaryota; Viridiplantae; Streptophyta; Magnoliopsida; Asterales; Asteraceae.